Messenger RNA from Rhipicephalus sanguineus (brown dog tick), 570 nucleotides. RefSeq names its product atlastin-1. Gene Ontology annotation, molecular function: GTP binding; GTPase activity. Bases 16 to 555 code for a protein of 179 amino acids. NCBI's taxonomy places the organism in Eukaryota, Metazoa, Arthropoda, Arachnida, Ixodida, Ixodidae. Gene Ontology annotation, biological process: endoplasmic reticulum organization; protein homooligomerization. The transcript is spliced from 2 exons. The record is from RefSeq and is a predicted model, not a curated record.
CGUGCAGGUCACGCAAUGAGCGGCGAGCCCCUGCAAAUUCUGCUUGUCGACGACGGCCAUACCAUCGUGUUCGAUGAACGUGCGCUCGAGCGCACCCUGUUGGCUGACCACGUGAAAGACCGCCCAGUUGUGGUGGUACCGAUUGCUGGCGCAUACCGACAAGGAAAGUCUUUUCUGCUGAACUUCUUACUGAGCUACCUGAGGUACAAUGGUCGAUCCAGCUGGAUCGAGGACACGGGAACCCCACUCAACGGCUUCACCUGGAGGCCGGGCAGUACUCGCGAGACAGCGGGCAUCCUGCUCUGGAACGAAGUGUUUUUGAUGACCAACUCGAAGGGUGAGGAGGUGGCGGUUCUGCUAAUGGACACACAAGGUACCUUCGAUUGCGAGUCAACAAUGAAAGAGAGCACCAUGAUAUUCUCUGUCUCCAUGAUGACCAGCUCUGUGCAGAUUUACAACAUAAUGAACAACAUGAAAGAGGAUGAUCUUCAACACCUUCAAUUUUUUGCUCAGUAUGGGAGACUUGCUCAAAAGGUAUUUACAAUGCCAGCGUAAUUUGAGCGUUUCGGC